Molecule: messenger RNA, 549 nt
Organism: Botrytis porri
Lineage: Eukaryota; Fungi; Ascomycota; Leotiomycetes; Helotiales; Sclerotiniaceae
Exons: 1
Coding region: 1-549 (182 amino acids)
Source: RefSeq, a predicted model, not a curated record
AUGCAGAUCCAGUACGAAUUUGAAUCUGCGACACUCAUUGGAUCCAGAGAUGACCUUACGAGCAAUCAUCAGCGCGAAACAAUAUUUCCUUUCAUUCAAACUUGUCUUGCUGUUGGCUUUACAUUCAUACCUUAUAUUGGUUACGAAGCUGCAAAUGACACGAUUUCGAUGAAAGAAUUUGAUCCUGAGUUGGGUAGAUCUGAACCUUAUCUUGUUUAUGAAAUCACAGACCCGAAGAAUAUUGGUUAUUGUCUCUUUCGUGUGGGUUCUGUCAAAUGGAAUUCCUUGGAUCAGAUGCACGCGCCGCGUAUGACACCUUUAUCGGCAAAUGUCUUUUUUGCUGGAGGACGUCAUGCCAGCGAAACAGGAAGAACUAUGACACCUUAUCAGAAUUAUGAUGGGUGUCUUGACAAAUUUAGAGUCAUUGAUGCUGAUAUACUAGGCGAUACUUGGCCACAUGAAAUUUGGAUGGUACUCGUUGGAGAUACUUAUGAUCUCUUGUCGAAUCAUCCCCAAGGUUCGCAUUUCCUUUCCACUGAACUUCAUUAA